Molecule: messenger RNA, 906 nt
Organism: Tilletiaria anomala UBC 951
Lineage: Eukaryota; Fungi; Basidiomycota; Exobasidiomycetes; Georgefischeriales; Tilletiariaceae
Product: putative prolyl isomerase Ess1
Exons: 3
Coding region: 139-678 (179 amino acids)
Cellular component (GO): cytosol; nucleus
Molecular function (GO): peptidyl-prolyl cis-trans isomerase activity; protein binding
Source: RefSeq, a predicted model, not a curated record
GUCAUCAACCACCAACUUUUCGCUUCUUGUUCAGACACAGUUGACUUGUUCGACUUAUAGCAUUUCCCCCGCUUGGUGCGCCACAUUAUCAACCGAAGCAGCUCAAAGUCACUACCAGCAUCCGCACUCACUUCGAACAUGUCUGCUCAGUGGGAAGUCCGCUUCAGUAACACGCGCAAGCUCCCAUACUUUUAUGACUCGGCAUCAGGUACUUCCACAUGGGAAGCACCGUCAGGCCUCUCGCCAGAGCAGAUUAGUGCGCUCCCCGGUGCGGCGCAGUACCUAGGACGCGAUGGGGCCAGCAGCAACUCUGCAGCCGCAGGGAGGGAUUCUGCGACCAAAGUCAGGGCGUCGCAUCUGCUUAUUAAGCACGCCAAGAGUCGGAGACCUAGCAGUCACAGACAGGCAAAUAUCACACGCUCGCCGGAAGAAGCCGAACAAAUCAUCCGGGAUCACUUAAAGACGCUUGGCCCAAAUCCCUCCGCAGAAGCAUUUGCCAAACUUGCUGCAGACCACAGCGACUGCUCUUCGGCGCGAUCGGGCGGGGACCUGGGUUUCUUCUCGCGUGGGCAGAUGCAGAAGCCGUUCGAGGAUGCAGCGUUCUCGCUGCCCGUCGGUGCGCUCAGCGACAUUGUUCAGACAGAGAGUGGGACGCACGUCAUCCUCAGGACGGCAUGAGUGUUCGCAAGUCCAGGAAGCCGUGCAUAAUGUAUGGCGCCUUUUGAAGACGAAAGAAAAAAACCAAGACGAUCACGCGAACAUGAGGAGUCAGACACUCGAUGACACCCGACGGGCUUGAUGCCUGGGGCGACCAAGAGCCACGUGCACAUGUCAUGAUGCCUGAUAGCAAGGCUUUCCUCUUUCCUCGCGGCGAUUACCGGCAACCGACCAUCGAUCAAUUUCGAC